Propithecus coquereli (Coquerel's sifaka) is the source of this 7007-nucleotide messenger RNA. It is a transcript of the gene HEG1, whose product is annotated as heart development protein with EGF-like domains 1. NCBI's taxonomy places the organism in Eukaryota, Metazoa, Chordata, Mammalia, Primates, Indriidae. Gene Ontology annotation, biological process: heart development. The transcript is spliced from 17 exons. Gene Ontology annotation, molecular function: calcium ion binding. The coding region runs from base 1 to 4137 and encodes 1378 amino acids. The record is from RefSeq and is a predicted model, not a curated record.
AUGGCCUCGCCGCGCGCCUCGCGGUGGCCGCCGCCGCUCUUGCUGCUGCUGCUGCCGCUGCUGCUGCCGCCGCCGGCGGCCCCCGGGACACAGGGCCAGCCGCCCUCCCCGACCCCCCGUGCGCCUAGCCCGGCGCCCCUCGCCGGCGCGGGGCUGGCGCCGCUGCCUGAGCGCGGCCCGGAGCGCGAGCCGCAGCCGCAGUUACCACCGCCCCAGGAGCGCCGCGGGCCCGCGACCCCCAGCCCCAGCCAGACGCCCCCCGGGCCGAGUGCCGCGACACGGUGGGGACCCUCGGGCCAGGCAGUCCAAGGCGGGAGCGCGGCCACUGUAAGGAACCAUUGGCCAGAAAGCAACACUGAACCCCACACAGAAAACAUCACCUUCUAUCAGAAUCAAAAGGACUCUUCAACAAUGGCCUCCAAAGAGGGCGUUAUGAUUUGGACCUCCAGGAAGAGCCAUGCUUCUUCGGAUGCCCCAGAAAACCUCACUCUACGAACUGAAACACCAGAUACUGGAGGAAGAAAUGACUCUUCAAGUAGAAUAAACUUCACCACUUCACGUGUGGGGCACUUGCCUGAGAUGGCAACGGCCCUGACUUCGCAGAGCAACACCUUAGCCUCAGAAAGGCAUCACCUGCCAGCCAGUAGCUCAGGGUCCGAAGGAAGAACUGCCCCUUUUCACACGAAGAGUGGACCAUCCCAGGGCUCACUGGAGAGGGGCACAGGGCUCUCAGAAGAAGUCACUGUGCACACCCAAAUGGCUACCACCUCAGUUUUGAGCCAGUCCCCUCUUCCUGCCUUGGAGACCAGAGAACCAACCACACUCUCCAGGAAGAGAAAUUCCUUGGGACCAGAUCUCUCCUUGCUGCAUUUCUCCAGGACCCCAGCUUCCUCUCCUCCCUUGGACCACUCCUCAUCUUCUGGAAGUAUGGAGGAGCUUAACAACUCCACCGGUCUACAGAGCCCCUUGGUCAGUCAGACAAAGAGUAUUCAUGUUGCCACCACAUUCACUGAUGGUGUCCCGAGGACGCUCCGGUCUUUAACUCUCAGCGUGGGACCUACAAAUGACACAGAGGGCUUCUCUGAGAACUCUAAGACUGCCACGACUUCAGCCUCAGUCCACUCUUCACUCUCUGCAGUGGAAUCGAGAAGGAAUAGUCAAGUAACUGGGAAUUCAAGUGCUGAGGAAUCCAUUGAGCCAUCCCCAGGAAAUAAACUUGGAUUUACUUCUUUACAUUGGCAAAAGGAUUCCCCGACCUUCGGAGGACAUCAACUUGCCAGCAGCUCUGAGACAGGAAAUGGAAGUUCUGUGUCUCAGACUGAGUCCAUGUCCAGGUCAGUCACAUCCACCAGAAGUGGAGACAGCACUGUUCGCUGGUUCCUGACCAACAGCAAGACAUUUGCAGAUGCCACGGGAAGCUCUGCCUCAUAUCCCAGAGUUGUGAACACUUCAGUUUUGAACCAGGUCUCAGACUCUGCUCCGCAGUCCAGAGGAAGUAACACAGUGCUGGUUGAUAGCAGUUACUCAGAGUCGUUGUCCACAUCUGCCUUAGAAAGCCUGGAUUCUUCGGCACCACGUGGAGAACGUUCGAUCACUGGAAUUAGCUAUGAUCGAGUGAGUGGCAUGGAUACAGAACAAAGGACUUCCAGCGACCACACAGACCACACUUACAUUUCAUCUACUUUCACCAAAGGAGAACGGACAUUGCUAUCCAUUACAGAUAACAGUUCCUCCUCGGACAUCAGGGAGAGCUCAACCUCUUAUAUAAAGUCCUCAAACUCUUCACAUUCAGACUAUUCUUCCUCUUCUCAUGCUCAGACUGAAAGAAGUAACAUCUCGUCCUAUGAUGGGGGAUAUGCUCGGCCUUCCACUGAGUCACUGGUUGUGCAUACAUCCAACCUUCCGUCCUACACAUCCACCAUUAAUAUGCCGGACACUUUGGUUGUUCUAGACACUGAUGCUCCAUCUGUUGGUGACUCUUCUUCUUCUUCUUCAGGGUCUCCUUUGCCUCUGCCCUCAGUGUCGCAAUCCGACCAGUUGUUCUCAUCAGCCUUACCAUCAACCAGGGCCUCUGUGUACCUGCUGAAGUCUACCUCUGAUGCAUCUCCACCUUUGUCUUCCUCACCCUCACCUUUACUAACAUCCUUGGCAGUGUCUACCCCUGCCCCACUUUCUGUCUCACAAACAACCUUACCACAUUCAUCUUCUUCCCCAGUCCUGCCCAGGGCAAGGGGGACUCCUGUGAGUUCAGUUCAGAUGUCGACAGUGGCAGCAUCUGUGGCAACACUCCACAGUAGUCAAACAGCAGGCGCUAAGAACCAGAGCGCUGCACACCAAGAGAAAACUGUUACAGAGUCAAAGUCACUGAGCUUGGUGUCUCUGACCACGGAGCCCAUCAAAGCCAUAAUAGUGAGCUCUCCUUCGGAGGCCCCUUUACCUCCAGCCUUAACAGAGUCCUCCACAGAGCAAACCCUUCCAGCCACGAGCACCAGCUUAGCCCCAGUGUCUCCAGCUUUGACAGCCACCACUGUCGAGAUCUCUGAGCCUCCCGUGACCACUCCCAGCACCCCAUCAAACACAGCAUCUCUGAUCACUGGCCCUGUAGCUGUGCAGACUACGGCUGGAAAGCAGUUCUUGCCGACCUAUCCUGAAAUCCUAGUGCCACAAAUCUCCACAGACAGUGCUGUCAGCACAAAGAGGAGCCAAGUGCAUGUAGACGCUACCACCGGAUCGAUCCCUCUGACCAGUGUGCUCACGUCAGCAAAAGAACUGACCACAAGGCUUGGAGUUACAGAAGAACACAGCCCAGCUUCACAUUUCCUUAGAACGUCUCCUUCUCCCCAAACCACAGAUGUUUCCACGGCUGAAGUGUUGACCCCUAAAUCUGCCACCUUUGCUGUUCAGAGCAGCACCUGGUCCCCAACAGCAUUGUUGUCUUCAGCCUCAGUCAGCAGCUGUGCCACGAACCCCUGCCUUCAUGACGGCAAAUGCAUCGUGGACCCCGCCAGUCGUGGCUACCGAUGCGUGUGCUCGCCUUCCUGGCAAGGGGAUGACUGCAGUGUGGACGUGAACGAAUGCCUCUCCAACCCCUGCCCCCCGCUGGCCAUGUGCAAUAACACUCAGGGAUCCUUUAUCUGCAAAUGCCCAGUUGGGUACCAGCUGGAAAAAGGCAUAUGCAAUUUGGUUAGAACCUUCGUGACAGAGUUUAAAUUAAAGAGAGCUUUUCUUAAUACUACCGUGGAAAAACAUUCAGAUCUACGUGAAGUUGAAAAUGAAAUCACCAAAACGUUAAAUGUGUGUUUUUCCACGUUACCUGGUUAUAUCCGAUCCACAGUUCAUGCUUCUAGGGAGUCCAACGUGGUGGUGAUCUCACUGCAAACAACCUUUUCCAUGGCCUCCAAUGUGACGCUGUUUGACCUGGCUGAUGGGAUACAGAAAUGUGUCAACUCCUGCAGGUCCUCUGCUGAGAUCUGCCAGUUCUUGGGAUCUCAGAGACGGAUCUUCAGAGCGGGCAGCUUGUGCAAGCGAAAGAGCCCUGAGUGUGACAGGGACACCUCCAUCUGCACCGACCUGGACGGCGUUGCCCUGUGCCAGUGCAAGUCGGGCUACUUCCAGUUCAACAAGAUGGAUCACUCCUGCCGAGCAUGUGAAGAUGGAUAUAGGCUUGAAAAUGAAACCUGUAUGAGUUGCCCAUUCGGCCUUGGUGGUCUCAACUGUGGAAACCCCUAUCAGCUUAUCACCGUGGUGAUUGCAGCAGCAGGAGGUGGGCUUCUGCUUAUCCUAGGCAUUGCGCUCAUAGUCACCUGUUGCAGAAAGAAUAAAAAUGAUAUAAGCAAACUCAUCUUCAAAAGUGGAGAUUUCCAAAUGUCCCCAUACGCUGAGUACCCCAAGAACCCUCGCUCUCAAGACUGGGGCCGAGAAGCUAUUGAAAUGCAUGAGAAUGGAAGUACCAAAAACCUCCUCCAGAUGACGGAUGUGUAUUACUCGCCUACAAGUGUAAGGAAUCCUGAACUUGAACGAAAUGGACUCUACCCAGCCUACACUGGAUUGCCAGGAUCACGGCAUUCGUGCAUUUUCCCUGGACAGUAUAACCCGUCUUUCAUCAGCGACGAGAGCAGAAGAAGAGACUACUUUUAAGUUCAGGAGAGAGAGGGGCCCUUUUGCUCUGAGCAGUGACCUGGGACCUCAGUGGCUCAGAGGACUGCACCAGGAGGCUGCUCCCAGGACUUGUCGGAGCCACACUUGAGUGGCAAGCAGAAACCGGGACAGGUGUGAGGGGCUUGGCCACCGUGGAGGGGACAGAUGGAUGUGGAACCGCAGGCUGCUCAUUUGGCACCUUCGUUGUUACUGUGAAUGUAAACGUGGGCCAGUACCAAGAGAGUGUCUCUGAGUGACUGAACCAUGGGGCUGGCACCCGGCAACUACCAGCCACGGCAGACCACUAGGUAUCACUGCAAGGACCCGGUUUUCCUUAGUUUGCACUUUAGUAAAUUGGGUAGAGAGGUUUCCUUUUGGAUUUGUUUCACAACUGUUUCAGAAAGAAGGCUUCCUUUCCUGGGACACUUCCACAGGCCCCAAUUUGGUGAUUGAUUUACAGCAAAAUAUUGGCUUAUUAGUUAUUUCCCUGCCCAGUGCCUGUGUGUCAAACAACAGAUGAUCGUGAACAUGCCACUAAGGUUUGAGGAUGCUGCCAUUGAACGUACAGUAUUUUAAUAUGUGUCUAGGUUGUCUUAUGUGACAGUUUCCUAGCCAACCCCCAAAAUGAAGAAUUGAAAUUUGUGAGGCACAGCACACAACUCCAAUUUGGUUUUUUUAGUCAAGGUGAUACAUUUAUUUAAGACUUUUUUUUUUCUAUUUGCAGUUAAAUCUCAUUUUUUCAAACAAGUCUGGAUUGGGGCAAAACAACUGGUGUUAUUUAGAUGCAUCCAGCUGCCCCAUAGUGAGGCCCAGCAGGCAGAUUGGCGGCUGGCACUGCAGACGGUGGGGCACUUUUCAGCCGUGAGGGCAUUGCCUGGGGCGUGGGACACUGACCGCCAUCAUCGAGGCCAGAGGCUGCUGGGUAUGAAGUAGAAAUGUAAAGCUGAAUGCAGACUGGGUCUGAACUGGUAUUUCAGUACUGCAGGAAAAGCAGCUUGAUGUAGUCUCUGCAGCUGGACGUGGCUAGAGGAAUGGGCUGAAAAGGCAAGUCAGAUUUCUUGCAUCACCAGUGCUUUGGGAAGCUGUGUGGAUUCCUAAGGAAGAGUAGGGGGCUGAGAUAGAGCCGCAGGUGAGCUUGCCUACCUGCUAGUGCAGCCUCUUGUAUCCAUCAUCUCAUUCACGAACUCCAUGCAAACUUUCAACCACUCAAAGCUAUUUAUUCGUUGAAGAAAUAACUUAUAAUUUUCCUCACCCAGUCAUUUGUACCUCUUUAUGCUACUGUGUAGUGCCCUCCAGAAACAGAGUUAGCAUUCAAGUCAGCGUUGGAGAACUAAGGACUCUGGCCAGUCAGAGAUCUGAGAGUUUGCCUUUGGGAAGGAAAUUCCACACAUCUUAUUUAUUAUGCCUGUGACUUGGGUCCUGUGCAACUGUGUUUAUUCGCUUGCUUUUGGAACAGCGCAGUUUUGGAUGAAGUGAAGGGAACACAGAGGUAAAGGGAUUGUCCCCACCCUGAAGCUGAGAGCCGUGGCACACACAUUUCUGGAAACGGUGCAGCCAUUGGGGACGAUUCUGCCCUGGGCAUGGUUGUUUCUUAAAGGUUCUCUGAUCUCUUCAAAACAUAUGUCAAUCCUCAUCCUUAUGCAAUUCUUGUCCCAACGAUUUAAAAUAUGAACCUGUGUCCCAUGGUCUCCACAACUCAGUGUCAUCCUGCUGUAGCAGGAGCACUGGGCAGGUGCGGUGCAUUUUAGUAGUUAAAUUACAUUCAUCUCGUGAGAUAAAUGUAAAAAGAAUUCUGUUUUCAUCAGUAGAUGCUAACUUAAAGUUUCAAAGCGUCACCUUUUUGAAAUUUUAGGUCUCACAUCUCUCUCUCUCUGUAGAACCAAAGGCCCCUUUGUGCCUCGCUGCCUUGGAUCUAACUGGAGAGCUCCAAGCUCCCGCAUCAGCUCACCUGAGCCAGUGGACUGGGGUCCCUCGUGAGGCGGCCUUGCUUUGUGGCUCGGCCUUGCUUUGUGGCUCGGCCCUGCUCACCCCUGACCCACAGCUGUGGGAAGAGCCAUGGUGGGAGGCUACUCCCAGGCACACCCGUCCCUACCUUCAGCAGACAUGGCAGCUGACAAGUCAUCUCCUCUGUCAGGGCCAGAGCUCUAAGCUCCACGAAAUGAGUGUUCUGUCCCAAAAGCAUCCUUGGGAAGGAUCCCAAAGUUCAGAAAAGUGUGUCCCAUAAGUUCCAAGAGUGCUUUCCUGUUCAUGAGUUUUGUCCAUACGGAGUGAAGUAAGAGUGUUUUAUUUUGUUGCUGUCCUUGUUUUAACUGAGAAAAAGGGAGGCACCCUGCCACGUUGAGUUCACACGUUUCUACUAUUUCCAGGAAGCUUUCCCCAGGGGUGGGGAAAGCUCUAAGAAGGCUUGAGAAAGGCAGGACUGUGACCCAGUGCUCACUGCCCGCUCUGGGCGAGGAAGGGAGAGGUUGGCUUCACUCCUGCUAAGGGUUCAUAAUUCCAGAAGGGUCCUGCCUGGGCUGAGGGGGAACAGCUGGCAGCCCGUGGGCUGCAGAGCAGGACUGGACACACACGACAGGUGGAGUCUCUCCACUCGGGCACAGUGCUCACUGUCAGCCUGCACAGCUGGAAUGUGUGGUUCAUGUGUGCAGAAAUGCCAUGGUCCAGCCAUGGGACCCUACAGCUGGGGGAAGGUGGGAGGAAGGGAAAAGCCAUCUUGCCCACUAGCGAAGGGCCCAGGUGCCCUGCGACUCUGUUUAACUUUGCCUGAAGAGGCAGAGCUGUACAGCCCACUUACCCGUGGCUCAGUUUAACCUAAACACACCCCAAACUAGGGUUUCGAUCCAUAUUUCUAAAAUACACUGACUUUGAGA